AUGGAGGCUACUAGAGUCCGUGGCACGUGGGACUGCCACCCUUCAGUCCAGGACGCCAGACGCCAGAGGCUCCAACAGGAGAGGAGGACCCUGCAGAGCAACCUGGUCACCCCCAUGCCCCAGCAGCUUCUCUGGCCAAGGUCACCCCACCCUGGACAGGAGGAGCAGCAAAGCUCAGACUCCUCUGACCAGGGUUCCUGUCCCCCUGCAGCCAGCCUACCUCCCACACUUGGUGGAGAAGAACUCUGGAUAUCUCCAUUCUCCAGCUGUGGAAUCUUUUCCCAGCCUUGUCCGCACUCAGGGGCAGCUGCCCAUCCAUCUCUGGCAGCUGGGGCCCUAGAUAGGGGAGAGCACUUACGCACCUGUCCUCAGGAAUAUACAUGCUGUACCACAGAAAUGGAAGACAAGUUGAGCCAACAAAGCAAACUCGAGUUUGAAAACCUUGUGGAAGAGACAAGCCAUUUUGUGCGUACCACUUUUGUGUCACGGCACAAGAAGUUUGACGAGUUUUUCCGGGAGCUUCUGGAGAAUGCAGAGAAGUCUCUAAAUGACAUGUUCGUCCGGACGUACGGGAUGCUGUACAUGCAGAAUUCGGAGGUGUUCCAGGACCUCUUCACAGAGCUGAAGCGAUACUACACCGGGGGCAACGUGAACCUGGAGGAGAUGCUCAAUGACUUCUGGGCGCGGCUCCUGGAGCGGAUGUUCCAGCUGAUCAACCCUCAGUACCACUUCAGCGAGGACUACCUGGAGUGCGUGAGCAAAUACACCGACCAGCUGAAGCCCUUUGGGGACGUGCCCAGGAAACUGAAGAUUCAGGUGACACGCGCCUUCAUUGCCGCCCGCACCUUCGUCCAGGGACUGACCGUGGGCAGAGAAGUUGCGAACCGAGUUUCCAAG
Castor canadensis (American beaver) is the source of this 897-nucleotide messenger RNA. NCBI's taxonomy places the organism in Eukaryota, Metazoa, Chordata, Mammalia, Rodentia, Castoridae. The record is from RefSeq and is a predicted model, not a curated record.